This is a messenger RNA of Morus notabilis, 1530 nucleotides long. RefSeq names its product sodium transporter HKT1. Gene Ontology annotation, biological process: monoatomic cation transport; transmembrane transport. Bases 175 to 1530 code for a protein of 451 amino acids. The transcript is spliced from 3 exons. NCBI's taxonomy places the organism in Eukaryota, Viridiplantae, Streptophyta, Magnoliopsida, Rosales, Moraceae. Gene Ontology annotation, cellular component: plasma membrane. Gene Ontology annotation, molecular function: sodium ion transmembrane transporter activity. The record is from RefSeq and is a predicted model, not a curated record.
UUUCGCCCCUUGUUACUCUUUUGUUCCAAUCAACGUUUCUUCCUUAAGCUUAGCUAUUUUCUGACCUUAUCUUUAGUUGGACAUUUGUCUUUGAGUGUAUUUUCAAAGCCAAGAAAUAUAAUUAGUAGUACAAGUAGUAGUAACACUAAUAGUACUACUAAUGCCUCAACUUUCAUGCCCAAACAAUUGGAUGUUUUCUUCACUUCUGUGUCUGCCGCCACUGUCUCAAGCAUGUCAACCGUUGAAAUGGAGGUUUUUUCCAAUUCCCAGCUCGUAAUCCUCACAAUCUUGAUGGUAUUGGGUGGGGAAGUCUUCACUUCCUUCCUCGAGAUUCAACUCGCAAGGCUCAAACUCUCCAAACACCUCCCACCUACGACGGCGCCAGAUCAAAUCGAUCACGAGCUAACGGUGGUUCCUCAUCCCGAUCAUCUUGACACCGAAAACGGGAAAAAACCCGGUUCGGAUGUCAACACACAAUACCUAAAGUACAACUCUAGAAGGUACUUAGGUCAUGUGGUUUUGGGGUAUUUCUUGGUGGUCCAUAUAGUUGGUUCUAUAUUAAUCUUUAUGUAUGUGACAAUAUUCUCUUCAGCAAGACAAGUACUAAAAACCAAAGGCAUCAAAACACCAACCUUUUCGGUCUUCACAACUGUUUCCACCUUUGCCAAUUGUGGUUUUGUCCCUACAAAUGAAAACAUGAUUGUUUUCAAGGACAACUCAGGCCUUCUACUACUCCUCAUUCCUCAAAUCCUCCUUGGCAACACCUUGUACCCAGUUUUUCUUCGAUGUACCAUCCGGGUUUUGGAGCGAAUAACUCGGAAAAGCGAGUUCAGUUUCUUGCUUAGAAAUCAUAGAGAAAUGGGAUAUGAUCACUUGCUGUCUGGUGUCCAUUCAGCUUUUCUUGCUCUAACUGUUUUAGGGUUCAUAUUUGUCCAAUUUGUUCUAUUUUGUGCUAUGGAGUGGAAUUCGGACGCCAUGGAUGGAAUGAAUUGGUAUCAGAGAUUUGUGGCUUCACUGUUUGAGGUUGUCAAUUCAAGGCACACUGGUGAAUUUGUUGUUGAUAUCUCUACCAUUUCUUCUGCCAUCUUGGUGCUCUUUGUCAUCAUGAUGUAUCUCCCACCAUAUACUUCAUUCCUACCAGUGAAGGAUGAAAAUAAGGUUUCAACAAAUAGCGAUAUUAGUGGGAAAAAAGGAUUAUUGGAGUAUUUCACAUUGUCAACUAUAUCUUACCUGGCGGUCUUUGUAAUUCUAAUUUGCAUAACAGAAAGAGAAAAGAUGAAAAAUGAUCUCGUCAACUUCAACGUCUUGAACAUCAUCAUAGAAGUAACAAGUGCAUAUGGUAAUGUUGGCUUCUCAACGGGCUAUAGCUGUAAAAGAAGAUUAAAUCAAGACGGUGAUUGUAUAGACAAGUGGUAUGGGUUUGCGGGGAGGUGGAGCUCUAUGGGAAAGUUUAUCCUAAUUGUCGUGAUGUUUUUUGGAAGACUAAAGAAAUACAGUAUGAAAGGAGGAAAAGCUUGGAAACUGUCUUAA